AUGGAAGAAGCGCCAUACCCUCUAAUCGAAGAAGAGCCCUGCAAAUUUGACUCAAUUUCAGAUGUUCCUUUAUUUCUUUGCAAAAUAUCAAUAGAUUCAACAGAAUUUCUUGUCUACAACAUAGAAAAUAAUAAAAUCUGUGCAAGGCUUCCAAAUCCUGUUCCUUAUACUCUGCAAAUUAGGGGGUUCUCAUGUAACAUCAAUGGCUUUCAGCUGUUUUGGUUUGGUGGAGCUUCACAAAAUGGCGAUAUUGUUGGAGUGUGUCUUCUUAUAGAUAUCAAAACGCAAUCUGUUGAAAUAUUGAGUUUUGGGAGGCCGAGAGCUUUGGCAAGGGCGUGCUUAAAUUCACUUUUGACAGAAAUUCGACUUAAUUGAGUCAAAAAUACGUCCAAUAUGGAUAGAAAAAUGCAAAAAUUAACUCAAAUUUAA
Messenger RNA from Blepharisma stoltei, 429 nucleotides. Lineage: Eukaryota; Ciliophora; Heterotrichea; Heterotrichida; Blepharismidae. The record is from the annotation of a GenBank genome assembly.